Messenger RNA from Pyrenophora tritici-repentis Pt-1C-BFP, 2847 nucleotides. Its product is annotated as MUS81, ERCC4-type nuclease. Gene Ontology annotation, molecular function: damaged DNA binding; single-stranded DNA binding; single-stranded DNA endonuclease activity. The record is from RefSeq and is a predicted model, not a curated record. NCBI's taxonomy places the organism in Eukaryota, Fungi, Ascomycota, Dothideomycetes, Pleosporales, Pleosporaceae. Gene Ontology annotation, cellular component: nucleotide-excision repair factor 1 complex. Gene Ontology annotation, biological process: double-strand break repair via single-strand annealing, removal of nonhomologous ends; nucleotide-excision repair involved in interstrand cross-link repair; double-strand break repair via homologous recombination.
AUGCCCGGCGAUGCGCAAGCCCCUGUGAAGCUCUCAUUGCCCCUCGAAUUCCAGCAGGACAUCUUCAACCAGCUGCGCGAGGAAGAUGAGCUGGUCAUCCUCGCUCGGGGCCUCGGCCUUUUGCGACUAGUCACAAAUCUUCUCCAUUCGUACGAUGCCGCUGGAAACAACCUCAUACUACUUGUCGGGGCCGACGACCGCGAAAAUGUGUGGGUUGGCGAGGCAUUGGCAGAGCAUGCGGCUGUCAGUAAUGCGCCCAAGUGUCGCGGCCUAAGCCUGGUCAACACGGAUCUGAUGAGCGUCGGCACACGAGAGAAGCUUUACGCGCAAGGAGGAAUAUUCAGCAUAACUUCGCGCAUUCUGAUUGUCGACUUUCUGUCUGGCCUCUUGAAUCCGGAGACGGUGACGGGCAUUGUAGUGCUGCAUGCUGAAAGAGUCGUUGCCACGUCGCUAGAAGCCUUCAUCCUGAGGAUCUACCGGCAGAAGAACAAGACUGGCUUCCUAAAGGCUUUCUCUGACACACCGGAGCCCUUUACAACUGGCUUCUCUCCCCUCACGAACAUGAUGAAGAAUUUAUUCCUGACAAAACCGGCGCUUUACCCGAGAUUCCACGUCGCAGUCGCCAAUUCGCUCGAGGGACGCAAGAAAGCAGAGGUAAUCGAGCUAGAAGUGCCUAUGACAGACGCUAUGCAGGAUAUACAGAAUGCAGUCUUAUCUUGUGUCGAAGCCAGUAUUGGCGAGCUCAAGAAGGCCAACCCAGGCUUGGAAGUCGAGGACUGGACCGUGGACAGUGCCCUACACAAGAACUUUGAUCAAAUCAUCCGACGACAGUUGGAUCCUGUCUGGCACCGAACCACGUUCAAAACACGACAGGUUGUUCGGGACUUGUCACUGCUUCGGACUAUUCUGCAUGCGCUCCUCACAUAUGAUGCCGUAAACUUCAACAAGUACCUUGACACCGUUUUGGCAGCCUCGCAACCACCGCCAGGGUCGACAAAGCAGAACCAGUCGCCGUGGCUGUUCCUAGAUGCAGCGGACACAAUUUUUACCACAGCCAAGCGGAGAGUAUACACGGGCAAGGUGUCCAAUGCCGAAUUAGCCAAUGCUUCCAACGCUGUACCGGAGUCCCUACAGCCUGUUCUUGAAGAAUUCCCCAAAUGGGCUCAGUUGGCAGAGAUAUUACAGGAGAUUGAGCAGGACGCAUAUUUCAAUCCAACGCCACAAGACUCUUCCAAUGGCUCCAUACUGAUCAUGUGUGGUGAUCAGGGCACAGCGUCGCAAUUGAGAGAGUAUCUGCAGACCAUGUACGUCAAGCCAGAGGGAAUUGCCGAUGAGGAUGAAGAAGAGUACGAGCCAUCGGGGAAAUUUAUGAUGCGACGCAAGCUGCGUAACUAUUUGACUUGGAAACGGGAUUUCAGCAAAGUCAGCGCUGCCCUAUUCUCGGAAAACCAAAAAGCCAUCAAUACGAGCACGGACAAGAAUGCUCAGAGUGGCAUGCGUCAAACCUCUGGUAGACCUCCACCCAACAAGCGGCGUCGAGUAAGAGGAGGCGGUAACGCAGCCGCGGGUCCUGCUCGCUCAGAUACAGGAGCUGUCCGUACAGCAGGAGAUCGAGACGCCCAUAUCGCAAGCCUCAUGGCCGAACUAGAGCCCACUGAGAUCGAAGCAGCACAAAAGCCUGGCGAAGUAGGUUUCGAUCCUCUUGACAACAUGGAGAGCUACUACGAGCUCUUCGACAUGAAUUCUUUGAUCGUCGUGCAUCCCUACUCCGGUGACCUAGACGAGCACAUUCUCGACGAAACGAAGCCCCGAUAUGUCGUCAUGUAUGAACCGGACGCCGCGUUCAUUCGGCGCAUAGAAGUCUAUCGAUCCUCACAUACAGACCGGACAGUUAAAGUCUUCUUCAUGUACUACGGUGGCAGUGUCGAAGAGCAGCGCUAUCUCUCCGCUGUGCGCCGUGAAAAAGAUGCCUUUACUCGCUUGAUUAAAGAGCGUGCAAACAUGGCCUUGACCAUGAAUUCUGCUGCUAACCUCGCCCCCGAGGAAUCUUUCCUUCGGACCAUCAAUACCAGGAUAGCGGGAGGAGGUCGUCUUGCGGCAACUGCGGAACCACCUCGUGUAGUAGUUGACGUACGAGAAUUUCGAUCCUCGUUACCAUCUCUACUGCAUGGAAGAUCAAUGGUCAUCGUACCUUGUAUGUUAACCGUGGGCGACUACGUAGUAACACCUCAUAUUUGCAUUGAGCGAAAGUCGAUCCGCGAUCUCAUCCAAUCCUUUGCCAACGGGCGGUUGUUCAAUCAAGUAGAAUCGAUGAUGGAACACUACAAGCACCCUAUGCUGCUCAUUGAGUUUGACCAGAACAAAUCCUUCACGCUGGAACCGUUCACCGAUUUUUCUGCCCCGAGCGGUGGUGGUGCGAGUGCGAGUGGGUUGGCUUCUUCACCAGAUCUCCAGGCGAAGCUGGUCAUGCUUACUUUGGCGUUUCCUCGCUUGAGAAUAAUUUGGAGCAGCAGCCCAUAUCAGACGGCAGAGAUCUUCUCUGAGCUCAAGAAACAGCAGGACGAACCGGACCCACUCAAGGCAGUGCAGAUUGGUCUCGAUCCGAAUCAAAGUGGAGAUGAGAUGCGGAGUUUUAAUCAGACGAGCCAAGAUAUGUUGUGUGCGCUGCCUGGAAUAAAUGAGAAAGCUGUCACGACGCUAAUGCUCAAGAGCGAGUCAAUCCAGGAGGUUGCAAACAUGGAAGAAAGGGAAGUUUGUUGGUUGGUCGGAACUGAUAUAGGGAGAAGAGUGCAUCGCUUCUUCAACAGGAGUGUGUAUGAAGAGGUGCCGUUGCAGAAAUUCUCCUAG